Messenger RNA from Paramecium primaurelia, 633 nucleotides. The record is from the annotation of a GenBank genome assembly. NCBI's taxonomy places the organism in Eukaryota, Ciliophora, Oligohymenophorea, Peniculida, Parameciidae.
AUGAAUACUAAAAUUCAUACUUAUCACAUUAAGAAUAGUAUUAAUGAGAUGGAUAAUAGUUGGUUCAAUCUUAAUAAAUUUGUUACCUUUGAAAAAUAUGCAAAAUAAUUGAUAAAUUUAGUCUUUACAUCCAUUUUUAAUUUACUCAUAUAAAUUAUAUAAGAAUUUUUAUAGUCUAUACAUUUAGAAUAUUGUUUUGAGACAGUUGAUAGAUAUUAUUUCAUAAUAUCAUAGGCUAGAUGUGAUUUUAUUGUAAAAUUGGAUGAAUUGAAGAAAUCUGAGUAAAAAUAGAUAUUUUUAAUUGUCUAGUAAUUAUUGGUAAUUAGGAAUAAUUUUGUAAGAAAUGACAUAUAGACAUCCCGCAUUUAUAGAUUACAAUCCAAAAUUAACUUUUUAUUAUAUAUUAAAUUGUUAAUUAGAAUUGCCUAUGUAAAUUGAAGUGGAUUAUCAAUUAAAAGAUUUAAUAAAAAAGUAAUAUUUUAUACAUUUAUAUAUUUCAGCUAUUGUAAAAAGAACCAAUAAAAAGAAUUAGAUAUCAGAUGGGGAUUUCUGAGAUUUAAGAUCAUGAAUAUUUAAAAAAUGCUAAUUGGAAAUCAAUUUAGGAUAGACAAUUGUAAUCAACAGAAUUGUUGA